Messenger RNA from Tetrahymena thermophila SB210, 765 nucleotides. RefSeq names its product cytochrome P450 family monooxygenase. The record is from RefSeq and is a predicted model, not a curated record. Lineage: Eukaryota; Ciliophora; Oligohymenophorea; Hymenostomatida; Tetrahymenidae. Gene Ontology annotation, molecular function: iron ion binding; oxidoreductase activity, acting on paired donors, with incorporation or reduction of molecular oxygen; heme binding. The transcript has 2 exons.
AUGUAAGUUGUUGAGAAACGAAGAAUAGAGCUCAUAGAAGUUAUAAAAUCUGCUAAAAAUAACUUUUUGCAUUAAUAUUUAAAAGAAAUGAUAGUAAAUGAAAAAUCAAAAAUAUCUAAUGAAGAAAUCAUAGACAACUUCUUGGCCUUAUUUUUUGCUGGCACUGACACUACAGGGAACAUGACAAGAGUAGCUUUAUAUUACUUAUCACUCUACCCAGAUAUUCAAAACAAAGCAAGAGAGGAAAUAAUCAAACUGGCAUCAUCUAGAACAAAGUCAACCAACCCUGUUGAUCUAUUUAACUCAUUAACUUUUGAAGAUAUUCAAAAUCUUAAUUUCUUAAAUUCUGUACUGAAAGAGUCUUUGAGGUUAAUACCACCAGCAAUUGAAGUUUUCCCAAGAGUUGCUAUUUAAGACAUCCAAAUUGGAGAUUUUGAAGUUAAAAAAGGAGAUUUUAUAAAUACAUUCUUCAUUUACAACUUUUCCAACCCAGAAAUAUAUCCUGAACCAAAUAAUUUUGAUCCUUCAAGAUGGAUGAAACAAAUAGAUUAGUAGAAUACAUUUAAUUUCACUCCCUUCUCAUUAGGACCAAGAAAUUGCAUUGGAUAGCAUCUAGCCAUGAUUGAAGGAAAAUCUAUGCUAGCUUAUAUACUAUUAAAUUUUGAAAUCUUUCCAAAUAAAAACUAAGAAGUUGUAAAAGAGAUGAAAAUAAUAUAUGGAUUUUAAAAAGACAACUUAGUUUAUUUUAAAAAUAGAAGUUAAUGA